AACCAAGGUCUUCUGGCCUCAAGGGGCAGCAUCCUAGCCGCUACAUCCAGCAGCUACAUACAUAAGCUGAUUAUUAACUACCAGGCCUGCCUUUACCGUAGAUAAAACCAUUGCGGUUCUCCUCCCCUUCCUUCCCCCGCCCCCGCCGCGCACGAACACAGUCCCUCCCCCUAGCGCAUUUGCCCGACAAUCUCUUCGCUAGGAGGCUCGGAGCCACCCCAAACCGGGAUCUUUACGUGGGGCCAUUCGUUGCGUUCCCCAGCCUCUCCUCCCACUCGUUGCGCGCUCUGCGGCAGCAGCCCAGAAGCUCGCGCCCUACCACGGCACGAGACGCUCAGCGGCAGCAGCCCGGGAGCUCCCGCCCCAGCGCAGCACGAGACCCACUUAGCUGCAGCCCAGGAACUCGCGCCCUAAUGCGGUAAGAGACACUCUAGGGGGCAGCCCGGCAACUCGCGCCUCAGUUAGCCUGAGACGAGCCGCUCGUUCGCUCACUCUACUCGUCAUAGGCUCGGCGGAAGGAACUCUUGGGAGGAGGCAGUUAGUUACCCAUACCCUCGCGAGAGCCGGGCGCGCCCAGGACUGAGCAGGCGCUAUGGCUGCGGCGGCGGCAGCGACCGUUGGGAAUGGAGCCUGCACCCCGGCUACCGGUGGCUCUCUGGCCGGCUCCUAUCGCCCCUUUGAGCCCCAGGCGCUUGGGUUGAGUCCGAACUGGCGCCUGACGAGCUUCUCCGACAUGAAGGGAUGAGGCUGCAAGGUCCCCCAGGAGACGCUGCUCACUCUCCUGGCGGGACUGACGCGGCCGGAGGAGCGGCCCCCGCGGGCCCCCGGCCUAAACCUUGGCUUCGGGGACGUUGUUGCGGAAGAGGCUGCCGGGCCGGCGGUCCUGGAACCCGGACCGGAUGCCGGGCCCUUCCUGCCCUCCGCGGCGGGCCCCAGCCUCCCCUCCCCCACCCUCGGCAUAGGAAUGGACUCCUGCGUGAUCCCCUUGAGACAUGGAGGACUUUCGCUUGUGCAGACCACUGACUUCUUUUACCCUUUGGUUGAAGACCCCUACAUGAUGGGACGAAUUGCCUGCGCCAAUGUGCUAAGUGAUCUUUAUGCCAUGGGCAUUACCGAAUGUGAUAACAUGCUGAUGUUACUUAGUGUCAGCCAAAAGAUGAAUGAGGAGGAGAGAGAAAAAGUAAUGCCUCUCAUGAUCAAAGGCUUUAGAGAUGCUGCUGAGGAAGGAGGAACCUCUGUGACCGGGGGACAGACCGUGGUAAAUCCCUGGAUCAUAAUUGGAGGUGUUGCUACUGUGGUCUGUCAACCUAAUGAAUUCAUCAUGCCAGACAGUGCGGUUCCUGGGGACGUGCUGGUAUUGACCAAACCCUUAGGAACUCAAGUGGCAGUCAAUGCCCACCAGUGGCUGGAUAAUCCAGAAAAGUGGAAUAAAAUAAAAUUAGUGGUAACCAGAGAAGAUGUAGAGUUGGCCUAUCAGGAAGCUAUGUUUAGUAUGGCCAUGCUGAAUAGAACUGCUGCUGGAUUAAUGCACACCUUUAAUGCUCAUGCUGCCACUGAUGUCACUGGCUUUGGAAUCUUGGGACAUGCUCAGAAUCUUGCAAAGCAACAAAGAAGUCAAGUAUCCUUUGUCAUUCAUAAUCUACCAAUCAUUGCCAAGAUGGCUGCUAUUAGUAAGGCCAGUGGGCGUUUUGGUCUUCUCCAGGGAACAUCAGCGGAAACCUCUGGGGGUCUACUGAUUUGUCUGCCCCGAGAACAUGCAGCUCGCUUUUGUGCUGAAAUUAAGUCUCCCAAAUAUGGAGAGGGUCACCAAGCAUGGAUUAUUGGCAUCGUGGAAAAAGGAAACCAGACAGCCCGCAUCAUCGACAAACCAGGGAUUAUCGAAGUCACACCUCGUGGAGCCACUGUACCCCUUCAUCCCAAUAAUUCCCAUGCUAGCCUUGAGCCUGGUUCAUGAGAUGGUAAAGCAGCAAUCAUUUGGACCUUAUAGACUUUUGGACACAAUCAUGGAUCGUUUAAAAUGACUACUUAUUAUUUUGGGGAAGGGGAAAUUUCCAAAGAAAUCUGUUUGAAUGGUAAAAAGUUGCCUUCUUUGGGUGACUUUUUUAAUGAGCCAGUUAAGGAAAACAGCUGCUUUUGUGCUUAUUUCAAUGUCAUAAAUUAUAUUUUAGAUGUUUUACUAUCUGGAUGGGUUUAACCUCUUCUAUAGGAGGGAAGCAGAAUAAUUUUAUUUCCCCUUCCAGCAGCAAGAUGAAGCUGUUAGAGUUUGAGAGUAUUUCUUGAACUAUAUGAUUAGAGAGAUUGCUUGGUUGAUUAUAUUCAUACAUAGGAAAUUAGAUUAUUUAUUGAAGGUGAAGGACAAAUUGGAAAGAACUUAGAUCAUAAGCAAAUAAGCCUGGAAGGAUAACUUUCAAACUUGUAAUGAUAGGAUGGUGUUAUCUGGAAUUAUUUAUUGGAUUUUUUUUUUCCCUUUGAAGUGUUGGCUCUUUCCCACCCUGGCCAAGAAGUGAGCAGCUUGUCCAAAGGUUGGGAAGUAAUGACCUGAAGCCAUUCUGCUAACCACAAGCCUUGUCUCUGUUUAUGAUGCUUCUCCCAUAAAACCCUAUUAAGGGCUGGGAGAGGCUGAGCAAAACCUCAGAGUCUAGGCCUUGGUGUCACUAAAAUCUAUAAUCUUAAUUUCUGGUCACUCAACUAAUAAAAAAGUUAAUUUUUAGGUAUCAACAAGUAAAUAAAAUCUAGAUAAACUAUAUUCUCAGCAUUCCUUUUAUCUGUCAGCAUAGCAAAUGUAUCAACAAGGAAAUGAGGUAGUUUGGUAUGACCUGUUCUUGAAGAUGUCAUUGAUGGUUUUCUGUGAUCAAUGCAGCCUUUUCUGGAUAUUCAUGAUUGAUUUAUUUGUUAAUACAUUCUAUUUUGAUAGGUAUAAAAGUUAAUCUCUCUGGCCUAUAUAGUUCUGUUUGUUGAAAAUCAGUAUAUUGCCACCCUUCUCCAAGUGUGAAACACUCUCCUAAUUCUGGAAAGAGUUCUAGAUGUUGAAGAAACCUGGUUUCAAGUCCUACCUCUGACACUAGUUAUGUGACCAUGGGCAAAGUCAUGUAAUCUCUGAAUUUGUUUCCUCAUCAUUAAGAUAUAUUUGUAUUUCCCUCACAGAGUUGUUAUGAGGUUCAAAUGAGAUAAUGCAUGUAAAGUGCUUUGUAAACCUUAAAAGAAAUAUAUAAUUAUCAACUAUUAUGAUUUCAAAUAUCACUGAUAGUGGUUUACCAAUCUUAUCUUCCAAGUCUUUAAGUGAAGGGAAGUACCCUGGAAGUAAGUUCAUGGGAGCUUAGUCACUUGAGAUUAUUCAGACAUGAGUUCUCAAUAUAUUCUUGCUUACCUUAUGUUUUUGUUUUUUAUAAGUUUUGUUCUGUCCUUUCUAUCCCCAGAAUUAUCCCAUUUGAAAGAGAAAUAAAAAAUUGAGUAAUUUU
Molecule: messenger RNA, 3458 nt
Organism: Monodelphis domestica (gray short-tailed opossum)
Lineage: Eukaryota; Metazoa; Chordata; Mammalia; Didelphimorphia; Didelphidae
Product: selenide, water dikinase 2
Biological process (GO): L-selenocysteine biosynthetic process
Cellular component (GO): cytoplasm
Molecular function (GO): ATP binding; selenide, water dikinase activity
Source: RefSeq, a predicted model, not a curated record